Messenger RNA from Macadamia integrifolia, 708 nucleotides. Its product is annotated as protein LOW PHOTOSYNTHETIC EFFICIENCY 1, chloroplastic-like. Bases 1 to 708 code for a protein of 235 amino acids. Gene Ontology annotation, molecular function: copper ion binding; protein binding. The transcript is spliced from 3 exons. NCBI's taxonomy places the organism in Eukaryota, Viridiplantae, Streptophyta, Magnoliopsida, Proteales, Proteaceae. The record is from RefSeq and is a predicted model, not a curated record.
AUGGUAGAUCAAGGUGAAAAACCUACAAUUGUUUCAUAUGGAGCAUUGCUUAGUGCCCUUGAGAAAGGGAAACUCUAUGAUGAGGCCCUCCAAGUAUGGGAACAUAUGCUUAAAGUGGGUGUUGUGCCAAACUUGUAUGCGUUUACAAUUAUGGCAUCAAUUUACGCUGGACAAGGAAGGUCUGAGAUGGUAGAUUCCAUCAUCCGAGAUAUGGUUUCAUCUGGUAUUGAACCAACUGUUGUUACUUUUAAUGUGAUUAUCAGUGGGUGUGCACGGAACAGCAUGGGAAGUAUUGCAUUUGAAUGGUUCCACCGGAUGAAAGUUUUGAAUUUCUCACCAAAUGAGAUAACAUAUGAAAUGCUGAUUGAGGCUCUCGCGAAAGAUGCUAAGCCAAAACUUGCAUAUGAGCUGUAUUUGAGGGCUAACAUCUCUCUGUUGACACUUCCAACAGUUGAAGCUAGAAUCCGCCAUUAUAAAUGGGAGGUUAAGUAUGAAUACAAGUCCCAGGAUUGCUACAAGAAGCUGGUGAUCGCAAUUAAUGGAAAAACUCCUGGGCCAUCCAUCAUUGCACAACAAGGUGAUACUGUCGUUGUGGAGCUUAAGAAUAGUUUGCUUACAGAGAACGUCGCAAUCCACUGGCAUGGAAUUCCACAGAUUGGAACUCCAUGGAGUGAUGGAACAGAAGGAGUCACUCAAGGAAGCUACUGA